Centruroides sculpturatus (bark scorpion) is the source of this 1202-nucleotide messenger RNA. RefSeq lists its product as uncharacterized. The record is from RefSeq and is a predicted model, not a curated record. The transcript has 7 exons. The coding region runs from base 9 to 1202 and encodes 397 amino acids. Lineage: Eukaryota; Metazoa; Arthropoda; Arachnida; Scorpiones; Buthidae.
AAGAUGAUAUGGAGGAGGAGAGCAUCAAUUCAGACACGGAAUCCGAAGAAAAAAAUUACGUUUCUGAAAAUGAAUCCGAAGUUAAUACAGAUGCAAAUUUAAAACUUUUAUACGUUAUUAAGAAAUCGAAUUUGGAAUCCAUUCGAUCUCCUGGAAUUCUUCGAUGCAGAAAAUUCCGAAGAAAAAUAUAUUUUGCAAUGUCCGAAAGCUCCUAUUUUUUGCGCCUGAAUGACAAGAAUAAAAUGAAAUGUUUUAUCACAAUGAGUAUGAUAGAAAACGUUGAAUUUUUUGUUCAUGAAUUCUCUAAAGAAUAUAUAAAUUCCGAAUUUUUGAGAACUCUCGAUGAAGUGAAGUUUUUCAAAUUUGUAUUACUCGACUUCGCAUUCAAAUAUGCGGAAAAUAAGUUCAAAUUCGAUCAUUUUACCUUAUUCCCCUACCAGAAAGGAGACGAAGAUAUCGUAAAAUUCUUUAAAAUGAUUAAAUAUUUGAUACCAUGUUGUAACAAAUUCAAGAAACUCGGAAUUAACAGUUACAUUUCAAUACUAAAAUAUUGCAAAUCUUCUAAAUUGGUUUCAGUAAAGAAAUCAGUAAAGAAAUCAGAAGAGGAAGAUACAUCACAACGUAGGUUUAUAGAAACUUUUAAAUCAUUGUUUCUAUUAUACGUCGAUGAACUCUUAGAACUUCUGCGAGAUUUGGAUGGUACCGGAUUGAACGAUUUAGCAGAUAAAUUCGUCUGUUAUUGCCCACAAGAUAUUUUCUACGAUUGCUUAUUAGAUUCUAGAGAAAAUUUGGGUAAACUAUUAAUCCCUAAACGAAUAUUCAAGUCAAUGGAUUUGUUGGAAAAGUCAUUACUGAUAAUAAAACUUCACCAGACGAAACUUUUGUGUAUGAAUUACAUGAUAGAUAUCAUAAACAUUCAACUAAUCAAAAAUAUGCAAUUGAUUAGAAAUGUCAUUUCAAAGGAUCUUGAAACAGAUUUGUUGCUGAUUAGUGAGAUGAAUCUGUACAAGUUAGCUUAUAUAGACAUUGCCCUGAAGUACAAGAAACAUUUAAACUUCAUUGAUUUCUCUUACGCUUCCGUCAUUUUGUCCAUAGUUGAUGACAAACACGAGGAAUUCGUAAACAAUAUAACGACACUAUCCGACUUAGUUAACAAUUUUUCUAAGGAAUUCGGAAAGAUUUUUAUAAAAAUUUUAANAUGA